Molecule: messenger RNA, 1017 nt
Organism: Drosophila mojavensis
Lineage: Eukaryota; Metazoa; Arthropoda; Insecta; Diptera; Drosophilidae
Product: chymotrypsin-1
Exons: 4
Coding region: 97-942 (281 amino acids)
Biological process (GO): proteolysis
Molecular function (GO): serine-type endopeptidase activity
Source: RefSeq, a predicted model, not a curated record
UUUAGUAAAUUUAGUCAAUGGAAUUCUUUUAUUUCUAAUUUCUUUUUAAUUUUUCAAAAUUUAGGUUGUUUGUUUUGUUUUUAUAAAACAAAUAUUAUGGCAGCGUUAGCCAUUUUAAUAAAGCACAUCAGCCUGAUAUGCGUAUUUUUAUUGAUAAAAGGAGCUCUUUGCAGGGAUGUUGACGUUAAGGAGUUUCCAUAUCUGGGCACCCUGCGAAAGCUCAAAGAGGAGUCUCAGGUAGUUGGCAGUGGAUAUGUAUGUGGGGCGACUCUUAUUCAUAAUCGAGUGUUUGUCACAUCUGGUGAAUGUAUACACGGAAAAAAACCAGAAGAUAUGAUAGUGGUAAUAGGGACUACGCUCAUGAAAGGCUUACCUAAAACAAUAUUAGUUCUGAAAAUCGAAUAUAUGAGACUGCAUGGAUUGUAUGUGUAUAAAAAGCAUAAUUACAAUAUUGGAUUAAUCUUCACUUCUGAGGAUACACCACCCAUUAAGGACGCAAUCGGAUAUAUACCAAUAAACAAGAAAAGAGUACCACCGCAUACCAAAUGUUAUAUUAUCGGCUGGGGUGUAGCUGCUAAAAAAUUGCGGAGCCGUCCAAAAUUAAUAAUUAAUUGGAGUGCCGGUGCACUUACGUGUUAUAAGACCACCCGUAAUAUUGGGUUGUUAUGCACCUACAGAUAUAAGAGGUCUAAACCGGACCAUUCUGAUGCUGGUACCCCGCUAAUAUGCAACAAUAAACUUGCGGGUGUAUUCAUCACUAGGGGUUCCAAUAAGUUUCAUAUAUUUACAGAUAUUUAUAGUUUUAGAAAAUGGAUAAACGGAGCUAUUUACCUUCACUUCAAAAGUGAUAAGCCAUUGAUGAUCGAAACCUCAUCGAUCGAAGGAUCGAUUUGCUCCCCGUGGCUAGUUGUCUUGGUCGUUAGCAUUUAUUUUGUCACCUAGUAGUCAUUUAUAAUAGUUACCUAACCCUAAAAACGCAAAUCGUGAUUCCUAUAAAUAAUUUUAAUUUUAGUUUUA